AGCGAAGAGAGAGCGAGAGCCAGAGCGAGGAGAGAGCGAGAGCCAGAGCGAGGAGAGAGCGAGAGCCAGAGCGCGAGAGAGCCAGAGCGAGGAGAGAGCCAGAGCGCGAGAGAGCCAGAGCGCGAGAGCCAUCUGCCGGUCACCUUGAGCCGCCGUCCGUCUGCCGCAGGUGGCCGCCGCGAAGUCCCAGCCAUGUCCGUGUCGUAGGCUGUCCCUCGUGCUCUGGCCUCCCUCGUGGACCCCUCGCCUGCCGCAGCCAUGGACUCUGACACGGAGAACCUGGAGAAGCAGUUCAGCAGCAGGCUCUUACUCCGCCAUGCUAGUCAAAACUCGCUGGAUGAAAGUUCUCAGAAACACAUCCCUCGCUCGGAGACUAAACACAAGCUACCCUACAGAAAUCCUCAACAUUUCCCGAGAGCUUUCGAUAAUUUGAAUCUGAUGAGAAGGCAGAGUCAGCUAUGUGACGUCGUCCUGGUAGCUGACAGUGUAGAGGUACCAGCCCAUAAAAUGGUGCUUGCAUCAUGCAGUCCGUACUUUCACGCCAUGUUUACCAGCUUCGAAGAGAGCCGGCAAGAUAGAAUAGUAUUGCAAGAUAUAGAUGGCAGCGCACUCCAGCUCCUUAUUGAUUACGUUUAUACAGCUGAAGUCCUUGUUACCGAGGAAAAUGUGCAGGUACUUCUUCCCAGCAGCCAAUUUGUUGCAGCUAACAGAUGUCAGAGAUGCUUGCUGUGACUUCCUCCAGUCUCAGCUCCACCCUACAAAUUGCCUUGGCAUACGUGCAUUUGCUGAUCUACAUGGGUGUUUAGAGCUGCUUUCCAUUGCAGAGAGCUAUGUAGAACAGCAUUUUUGUGAAGUUGUUGAGUGUGAAGAGUUCCUGUCUUUAACUUCACAACAAGUCAUAAAGUUAAUAUCCAGUGAUAGACUCACAACUCCCUCAGAGGAAAAGGUUUUUGAGUGUGUCAUGAGUUGGGUGGGUGGAGACUUGCCCAAUAGAGAGCAGUAUUUGGCAGAGCUGAUGGAAUAUGUAAGAUUACCUCUCCUGUCACAAGACUAUCUGAUCCAGCGUGUGGAGGAGGAGCCAUUGCUCAAGCAAGAUACUCAGUGUAAAGAUUACUUAAUAGAAGCCAUGAAAUACCAUCUACUUAAAGGAGAACAGAAGGCCCUGUUCAAGUCACCUAGAACAAAACCCAGACAACCAGUUGGACUUCCAAAAGUUCUACUUGUAGUAGGUGGCCAGGCACCAAAGGCAAUACGCAGUGUGGAGUGUUAUGAUUUUAAAGAUGAACGAUGGUUUCCUGUAGCAGAGAUGCCCACCAGAAGAUGCAGAUGUGGAAUAGCUGUUAUCAAUGGUAAAGUGUAUGCUGUUGGGGGAUUCAAUGGUGCUCUCCGAGUACGAACUGUUGAUGUGUAUGACCCAACGCGGGAUUCUUGGUCUUCCUGUGCCAGCAUGGAAGCACGUAGAUCAACCUUGGGAGUUGCCACACUUAAUGGAUGCAUAUAUGCUGUUGGUGGUUUUGAUGGUUCGACUGGAUUGAAUAGUGCAGAAAUGUAUGAUUCAAAAACUUAUGAGUGGAGAAUGAUCGCCCCAAUGUCAACACGUCGCUCAUCUGUUGGUGUUGGCGUUGUCAGUGGUUUUCUAUAUGCUGUUGGUGGGUAUGAUGGAGCAUCACGACAAUGCCUGGCAUCAGUAGAGUGUUACUGUCCUGAGUCAGAUGUCUGGACUUCAGUAGCUGAAAUGUCAGCUCGCAGAAGUGGAGCUGGUGUUGGAGUCCUUGAUGGGCUUCUAUAUGCUGUGGGUGGACAUGAUGGUCCUUUGGUAAGAAAAAGUGUGGAGGUGUACAACCCUGACACCAAUUGUUGGAGUCCAGUUGCCGACAUGAAUCUCUGCCGAAGGAAUGCUGGAGUAAUUGCUUUGAAUGGCCUGCUGUAUGUAGUAGGUGGGGAUGAUGGAACAUCUAACCUGGCAUCCGUAGAAGUUUAUAACCCAAAGACUGAUGCAUGGACCCUCUUGCCAGCCCAUAUGGGUAUUGGAAGAUCUUAUGCCGGUGUUGCAAUUAUAGACAAACCUGGUUUCUGAGACGAGGCUGAGGGUGCGGAGGAGUGACUGCUCUAGUUAAAGGAAACAUUAAGUGAACUCUGCUGAAGUUCCAUAAGUGCUCCAAGCCACAAUGUUAUGAUUGUGUGUGAUUUUAUGCGUGUUGGUGCAUAUAUAUGAGGGUGUGUAUAUAAUGAUAUUGCUUGGUCCUUUAUUUUGGAAUAUUUUAAGCUGAGUAGCUCCAUUAGGAUCUAAGAGUGUUUUAGUAAACUGUAAAGUAUAAGAAUGUUGUGGCAUAAAGGAACUAAAGAUGAUGAGGAUGGUAUGUGAAUUUGAUUGAAGUGAAAAUCAAAUUCACAUGCCAACUUAGAGAGAUUAAAAGCCCAAGCAUCAUUCCAGUUGAAGAUAUGUUCUUUAUUUUUUACAGCCUUACUGAAUUGCAGUUCUUUACAUUAUAGGAGUUAUUUUGUGAUAAACAGUGCCUUUUUUAACAAGGGUUUUUAUUUUUUGCUUCUUUAAGCUUAUCUUCAGGAUUUGAGACAGUUGAAACAUAUCUACAUGUCUUGAAGUAAAACCACAGAGACUUCAAAUUUAUAGCUAUAUAUGAAUUGACAGUUUUCCUGCAUUAAGAUAAGUUCACUUUGCAUCAUGGCUUGAGGGCACUGAUGGGACUUCACAGAGCAGUAGCAGUCACACCCGCACCUGUGGAAAAAAAAAAAAAAAAUUGGUGCAAUAAUCUAAAAGAUGUGGAGGCACAUUAGAGUGACAACAGAAAUCUUCCAAAAGACGAUUGAAAACUGAAAAAGAAAAACUAAUAGACAAGGCAACUUGGUUCUAAAUUGUGUGUGUCAGUGAGAAGAAAGAAAGAAAAAAAAAAAA
This is a messenger RNA of Penaeus monodon (black tiger shrimp), 2914 nucleotides long. RefSeq names its product ring canal kelch homolog (gene kel). Gene Ontology annotation, molecular function: protein binding. NCBI's taxonomy places the organism in Eukaryota, Metazoa, Arthropoda, Malacostraca, Decapoda, Penaeidae. The coding region runs from base 599 to 2077 and encodes 492 amino acids. The record is from RefSeq and is a predicted model, not a curated record. The transcript has 14 exons.